UGUGCUUCGGAGAAAGCUAUUUUAUAAUCUUUUAUGCAUUUUUUGGCCCGGUUUAAUGUGUUCAUGUCUUCGUUAUCUUCGUCACAAAAAGUUAUUAAUUUAAGAGGGACGUAUAUAUGCUGUUUAUAUUAUGUUAUAUUAAGAAAACCAUAUUAUUUAUAAUAAAUGUCUUGCGAGAAACUUAUUACAAAAGUAAAUACUCAAUCACAGAAUAAGUAACAAGGCUUAUUCUAUGAUGGGACUGAAUUUAGAUUGAUUUAACUUAAUGUAAUGUACGUGUACAGCAAUAUGGGCUUCUGGCGGGCCACAGACGUCUUUAUAAAUUAUGAGUCAUUUUCCUUCAAGGACAUGUUUCAUGUCAUUGACUCUUCAUUGAAUUAAGUCGUUGACCCUUUAUUUAGCCCUGAAUUUUUUUGUCUCUACUUCCGUUUCUAUAGCAACGGAAGUUGACAAGCUAUAUUUGAAAGGAAGGUUUUUGUGACACUAGCUGUGAAAAGCUGCCAAAAUGCCAGAGUUAGUGGAGCAGAUGUACUGCUCGCAACAGAUUGUGAUACCACCGAAAUUCCCUUAUAUAUUGAAACGGUAUUGUAAAGCGGCUAUAAAAACCCAGCCCUACGACCUACUCCGCUGGUCUUUUGAGUACUUCAAGGCACUGGCUCACAAACGGCCACCUCCUGUAAAAUUGAGACUGGAGUAUCCGGUCUACAGCACUGAGGGCGGGUUAACUAGAGGCUGUUUGAAGGUGCUGGCUAAUCAGCUGGCGGGAAUGCAGAUGGUGCCGCUAGACAUAUGCAAGGCGGCGUGGCGAGGGUUCUGCCUGGACCCUGAGGAGCUGCGCAGGAUCUUUUGUCUGUGCGAGGUCUACAAGAGGGCGGAGUACGUCUCCUUCUUGCAGUUCAUUGCUGUUGCUGGAGGGAUGCUCACUAAGAGCCUGACCCACACAAUGAUCCUGCUCUGCGAGACGCUAACCAAGGAGCCUGAUGGAGGCUCGGCCGCCAUCCCGGUGCACGACUUCCUCAUCAUGUACCGCUUCCUGGCCAGGAUGGACGCCUCCGCCGAUAUGAAGUACGUCAACGGAUUCAGGGAAGGUUGGAAGUUACCAGUCAGUGAGGAAAUAGAAGAAGAAGAGAUUUUAAAGAUGGAUGAAAUUACAGAUGUCGAACGGCUGAAGCAACUAAGCGUCGCAAAGUUUGGCAGUUCUGAUGUCCAUGUUGCACAGGAAGGAAUGGUGGCCGGGCGGCAGAUGUCGAUAACGAGUGGAGAGUUCAUAGUGGCGCAUAUUGAGAAGGAGAUUUUGGAGUACAUUGAUGACCAGAUUGCCAUUUUACCGGACCCGGAUCUUAAGAAGAAAAAGGCGAAACCUGAAGAAGUAGCGAUGAUUCGGGAGCUGUUGGAGACAUUCCUGGAUGAGAAUAUGGACAUCAUUGUUCCUGAACUGGAGGAGGUGGAGGAAGAAGAGGAACCGAUACCUGAUAUAACGGUGAUCUACGCGGUGCCGGGCAUUGGGGGUCCGGUAGACGAGGAAACGAUACGAGUGUUCGAGGAGUAUGCGCAAGAGGCCUGCAAGGUGCAGGCUGACGUGUUCAUGCCGAGGAACAUACGCCACUUCAUGUGCCCGCCGCUGGAGAAGUACGAAGAAUAUGUUUACGAAGACUUGGGGCCCAAAACCAAGAAGGAGAGUUUGCAGCAGAGAGAAGAAGUGCCGGUUGUAGGGAAGAUGACAGAUUAAAACGGCAUCCAGCCUCCGCGGCAUGGUACACGCUAUCGAUAUAGACGCGAUAUAAUUAUUCAUUGUGAGGUUAAAACAAUCGACGAUUCAUGUUUACCUAAGUAGACAGCAUAAUCUGUUUGUUAGUUGCAAAUUCGCGAUACUUGUCGCAUCUACCUCGAUAGCGUGCACCCGGGAUAGAUGAAUAAAAGCGAUAUCCACAUUCCUAGUCACUCUUAGAUAGAAGUGCACUAAGCACGGUUUAAAAACUUUAUAAAUUAUAUUUAUUUAUUCAGAAAUAAAUUAAUAUUCUAUUUAA
Pectinophora gossypiella (pink bollworm) is the source of this 2027-nucleotide messenger RNA. RefSeq names its product ropporin-1-like. The record is from RefSeq and is a predicted model, not a curated record. The transcript is spliced from 11 exons. NCBI's taxonomy places the organism in Eukaryota, Metazoa, Arthropoda, Insecta, Lepidoptera, Gelechiidae. Bases 506 to 1729 code for a protein of 407 amino acids.